CUUCCCCGAGUUCCGGAGUCGAGUCGCUGGCUGCCUUGGCCAGAGCGGAGAUGCAGCCGCCGCCCCGAAAAGUGAAACCGGCCCAGGAGGUGAAGCUUCGCUUCCUAGAACAGCUGAGCAUCCUUCAGACCCGGCAGCAGAGAGAGGCGGAUCUGCUGGAGGACAUCAGAUCCUACAGCAAGCAGAGGGCAGCCAUUGAACGGGAGUAUGGGCAGGCACUCCAGAAACUGGCAGGGCCGUUCCUGAAGCGGGAAGGGCACCGGAGCGGGGAGAUGGACAGCAGACCUUCUCUGGGGAGGGGCAGGACAGUGUUUGGUGCCUGGCGCUGCCUGCUGGAUGCCACCGUGGCCGGGGGCCAAACCCGGCUCCAGGCGUCCGACCGAUACCGUGACCUAGCAGGGGGCGCAGGGCGGAGUGCCAAGGAGCAGGUGCUUAGGAAGGGAACCGAGAACCUCCAGAGGGCGCAGGCUGAGGUGCUGCAGUCUGUCCGGGAGCUGAGCCGAAGUCGGAAGCUGUAUGGGCAGCGGGAACGUGUGUGGGCCUUGGCACAGGAGAAGGCAGCUGACGUCCAGGCCAGGCUGAACCGAAAUGACCAUGGGAUCUUCCACUCUCGGACCAGUCUCCAGAAGCUGAACACCAAGCUAUCUGCCCAGUCGGCCCAGUACUCCCAGCAGCUGAGAGCAGCCCGCAAUGAGUACCUGCUCAACUUGGUGGCCACCAACGCCCACCUUGACCAUUACUACCAGGAGGAACUGCCAGCUGUGCUCAAGGCCCUGGUUAAUGAGCUGUCAGAACACUUGAGGGACCCCCUGACCUCACUGAGCUGCACUGAGCUGGAAGCCGCAGAGAUGGUCCUGGAGCAUGCCCGCCGUGGGGGACAGGCAAGCUCCCAGGUAAGCUGGGAGCAGGAUCUGAAGUUGUUUCUUCAGGACCCUGGAGUAUUUUCCCCCACCCCACCUCAGCAGUUUCAGCCAGCAGGGACUGAUCAGGUGUGUUCCCUGGAGAGGGGAGCAGAAGGCAUGGCUGGGGACACUGGCCUGGAGAAGGAGGUUCAGCGCUGGACGAGCCGCGCUGCCCGCGACUACAAGAUCCAGAACCAUGGGCAUCGGGUGCUACAGCGACUGGAGCAGAGGCGACAGCAAGCCUCUGAGCGGGAGGCUCCAGGCAUAGAACAGCGGCUGCAGGAAGUGAGGGAGAGCGUCCGACGGGCACAAGUGAGCCAGGUGAAGGGGGCUGCCCGGCUGGCCCUGCUGCAGGCGGCUGGCCUGGAUGUGCAGCGCUGGCUGAAGCCAGCUAUGACCCAGGCCCAGGAUGAGGUGGAGCAGGAGCGACGGCUCAGCGAGGCUCGGCUCUCCCAGAGGGACCUCUCUCCCACUGCUGAGGAUGCUGAGCUUUCUGACUUUGAGGAAUGUGAGGAGACAGGGGAGCUCUUUGAGGAGCCCGCCCCCCAAGCUUUGGCUACCAGGCCCCUCCCCUGCCCUGCACAUGUAGUGUUUGGCUAUCAGGCAGGGCGUGAGGAUGAGCUGACCAUCACGGAGGGUGAGUGGCUGGAGGUCAUAGAGGAGGGAGAUGCUGACGAAUGGGUCAAGGCUCGGAACCAGCACGGUGAGGUAGGCUUUGUCCCUGAGCGGUAUCUCAACUUCCCGGACCUCUUCCUCCCUGAGAGCGGCCAUGACAGCGACAAUCCCUCAGGGGCAGAGCCCACAGCAUUCCUGGCUCGUGCCCUGUACAGCUACACGGGACAGAGUGCAGAGGAGCUGAGCUUCCCUGAAGGGGCACUCAUCCGUCUGCUGCCCCGGGCCCAAGAUGGAGUGGAUGACGGCUUCUGGAGGGGAGAAUUUGGGGGCCAUGUUGGGGUCUUCCCCUCCCUGCUGGUGGAGGAGCUGCUUGGCCCCCCAGGGCCACCUGAACUGUCUGACUCUGAACAGACAUUGCCGUCCCCUUCUCCUCCCAGCUUCUCCCCACCUGCACCCACUUCUGCGCUGGAUGGGCCCCCUGCACCUGUCCUGCCUGGGGACAAAGUCCUGGACUUCCCUGGACUCCUGGACACGAUGGCACCUCGACUCAGGCCGAUGCGUCCACCACCUCCCCCGCCAGCUAAAGCCCCGGAUCCUGGUCACCCAGAUCCCCUCACCUGAAGGCCAGGGGGAUCACUGUCCCCAGUGAUGCUGCUGCCCUUAUCUCCAUACUGUCAGAGACCACACCCUCAAUGAUCCGGAGCAACACAGCCAAAAGCUGAAAUCUCCCUUAUUUCUAGGGGUAGAAACUUCUCCUUUCCCCAUUUCUGGGGCUGGAACCCACUCCUUCUUCCCCAUUGUCCUCCUGCCACCUCUAGGGCUAUAACUACCCCUUUCUCUUCUGCCACCACCCUAUCUCCAGGGCAGUGACACACCCUGACGUCUCUGGGGCUGGAACCUAUCCCCCAAAGUCUUGAGUGGCUCCAGCCCAUCUAUGUCUCCACCUGGGCUCUGUGACCCACCCACCUCUGGAUGCCAGGGUCACUGGGGUUGGGGGUAGAAGAGCAGGCCUUGGGAGUCAGAAGGAGCUGGAGCCAGUAUGCAAAGCAGCUGUAAUGGUCUGAGCGGAUUUAUUGACAGUGAAUAAAGGGCAUGAAGGCCAAGCAAGAGCUUGGGCCUCUUGUGCCAAGAGGG
This is a messenger RNA of Lemur catta (Ring-tailed lemur), 2651 nucleotides long. RefSeq names its product FCH and double SH3 domains 1 (gene FCHSD1). Gene Ontology annotation, molecular function: protein binding. The record is from RefSeq and is a predicted model, not a curated record. The transcript is spliced from 20 exons. Gene Ontology annotation, cellular component: recycling endosome; neuromuscular junction. The coding region runs from base 51 to 2138 and encodes 695 amino acids. NCBI's taxonomy places the organism in Eukaryota, Metazoa, Chordata, Mammalia, Primates, Lemuridae. Gene Ontology annotation, biological process: neuromuscular synaptic transmission; regulation of actin filament polymerization.